Molecule: messenger RNA, 264 nt
Organism: Caenorhabditis briggsae
Lineage: Eukaryota; Metazoa; Nematoda; Chromadorea; Rhabditida; Rhabditidae
Exons: 2
Coding region: 1-264 (87 amino acids)
Source: RefSeq, a predicted model, not a curated record
AUGUCCGCCACUCGUAACAUGCUCCAGACGUACGGAAAACGGGGAAUUUAUGUUUCCCUAGCCGCCGCGAUCGCCUCGACUGUCGCCUUCAACGCCUUCUACGUCUGGCCACGUCAUCACAAGUAUGAGGAGUUCUUCGCAAACUACGACCCAUACACCCGUAUGAAGGAGAUUUGUGCCGCCAACAAGGGAUACAUGCACACCUGCCCAAAGGAAUUGGCCAAGCUCUACGAGGAGAAGGGAAAAUCGAUUGCCGAGCACUAA